Molecule: messenger RNA, 7910 nt
Organism: Caretta caretta (loggerhead turtle)
Lineage: Eukaryota; Metazoa; Chordata; Testudines; Cheloniidae
Gene: DDA1
Product: DET1 and DDB1 associated 1
Biological process (GO): positive regulation of proteasomal ubiquitin-dependent protein catabolic process
Cellular component (GO): Cul4-RING E3 ubiquitin ligase complex
Source: RefSeq, a predicted model, not a curated record
UGGAGGGACAGGUCCGGUGGCCAAUAGACCUGCAGUCGUGGGCAGAGCCACCCAAUGGGAGCGUGCGUGUCUGGGCGGAGGGGCGGUGCGAACGAGGAGGCAAGUUAGGCUGAGGAGUGGGCUUUUAGAAGUUGCCGUGCGGCGGAGGCAGCGGCGGGGAAGAUGGCAGAUUUUUUGAAAGGCUUACCAGUCUACAACAAAAGCAACUUCAGUAGAUUUCAUGCAGACUCCGUAUGUAAAGCGUCGAACAGAAGACCGUCAGUAUAUCUUCCCACAAGGGAAUAUCCAUCUGAACAAAUCAUAGUAACAGAAAAGACUAACAUACUUUUGCGUUAUCUACAUCAGCAAUGGGACAAAAAGAAUGCAGCAAAGAAGAGAGAUCAAGAGCAAGUGGAAAUAGAAGGUGAGAAUUCGGCACCACCACGGAAAAUUGCUCGGACAGACAGCCAGGACAUGAAUGAAGACACUUAAACUCUUGCUCUCUCCUACACUAUUUUGCAGGCGCUUCCUGUUUUGUCUCAAAAUGUGUAAAUUUCCACGCCCCUUCCCCCCACCCUCCACUAUGCAGCCCAAACCACUUCAGACUUCAUAGGAGCCAGUGUAUUUAUUUUUUCUCCAGUUUUUAUUUAUGCUGUAAAACUUACGGAGCAAUCGAUGGUGGAACAAGUCAGCAAAUGAUGUGGUAUAAAUUUAAUCCUUUUUAAAAAAAAAAAAACAUACAUUAUCACUUCUCCAGAUUUUGUUAAACUUGUUGCUUAAUUAACCCAGUUUGCCAUGGAAGCCUGGAGAGGAGACAUGAAUUUACGGCAUGCAAAUUCCAGUGGUAUAGGCUUUCUGAUCCAUAUGCCCACUGGUAUAUUACAGUCGUCAACUCUGUAUUGGCUGUACUCAGUCUAGCAGUAAUUGGGGGGAGUGGGGGCGGUCUCGUCCGCUCUGAAAUGUUAAUUCUAAAAUCAGCAUUGUACUGAGAAAUCCCAGGGGUUAUUUAGGGUUAUGCUGAUCUUAUCAAACGUGGUCAUCUUGAUAGAAUGGUUGUGGGUUUUUUGUUCGGCAGCAUAUGUUAUCACACACAUCAAUGGUCAUGGAGAAUUCAAGUGACAGGUGUGUUGCUUUGGUUGCUCUUACAUUUUAACAGUCUUUUGGCUUGAAUGAACUGGUAUGUGCAACUUCUCCAUUGGAAUAAAAAAGGAUACUUUUAUCCUACUGAGUAUUUGAUCAACAGUGUCUUUAAUGGCAGCAGGUGGAACGGAAUUGGUAGGUCUACCUUGCAAACUUGUUUGUUAAAUUUGAGAAUCAAAUUGGGUACAGCUUGGCCUCUAGAUUGGCUAUUUCCUUUCUCUCAACCAGUGAUUCUGAAAAAUCGUACACUGCAUGACGAGCUGAGUCCAGGACUUCUGGAUGCAAAGUAGCUGAACAAAAUGAGCUUCUACGGUCUAUAUUAAAGGCAGACCCUCUUUCAUUUGGACAAUGACAGUUCAGUGCCUGUCACCUGUAACCCUUUGCUGACUAUCUUCAGUAGGAGCCAAAUACAAAAACCUUCAAGAUGUCUAAGUGGAGUCAAAGGAAACCAGCAUAGUUGGUUGAAGGUGUGUGUGUAUCUCACUAUUGACUGUCCAUUGUGCUUUUAAUGUGAAAAGCUGAGUGUGUUAUUUUUAGGUUGAAAUCUAGAUUGUUGCCUUCCGUUGCUCUUUUCCCAGCAUCUCUGCUCAUCAGCAAACUGUAAACAAACUGAGUCCAGAAGCCAUGUGAGCCUCUUUCUAGAAAACCCUGAGUAAGCCUAGUUCUGUAGGGAGUUUGACCAUGGGUGGUUAAACUCAGACGAAAGACUUGAGGCUCAUGCCGUCACCUUCACUACUGUGUCCCAGUUAGACCAGGGGACAGAGCUUGCUCAGAAUAAAAGCAUGAUGAGAGUGAAAGCCAUCAGCAGCACAGUUUAUCUUAUGAGACAGGACUUCAAGAGGAGCAGGACAUAGCCUCGCUUAUUGCUCCAUUUUUACAAGUAUGUACAAGGCGCUAAACUCUGAUUCUAAUAUUAGUCAUCUCACUUUUUCAGUGAAGAUCGUUAAGUUACUUAGACCUAAAAUUGUACCUGCCCUUAACAUAGCUACGUUUUGCUGCAGCAGUGCCCCUCCAGAUUAUCUGGUUAAAACACCAGCUGUGUUGAUAAGGACAAAAAUAUGGUUUUACAAUUUUAUGUGGUCGACUGGCAAUUACAGCUUAACAGAACUCCUUUUCCCAGAGCUGUGCUGCCAAAAAAGAUGCUGGCAUGUGAAAUGCAAGAAGUAAACGGAAAAUGCUUUGUUAGCUUCAAGGGCAUGUUAAAAGGUUUGUAAGAUACCAAAGGAGGAAAUGGGUGUAGUGCUGAUGACAAAAGUUUAACAAGUGCUGUGUUUUUAGCUACAUUUCAGGAGUUCCAGCCUCGUUUAAGUGCUGUUUAAUUCCUUACUAAGAAUUUGGAGCUUUGCUGGCCUCUCUGCUACAGCGAGUGAGGUACCAUUAAAGAGUUGGCAGUUCCAUCCUGUUCGAUACCCCCAUCUUUGUUCCCUUUACAGUAAAUGUGACCUUGCUGGUAGCGGAGCCUUUGAAAUCUUACAAAUAAGGAUUUUUUUGUUUAUUUUACCAAAAAUCUCUGCAAUUCUCACGCUCUUAGAAAAAUUUAUUUGGCAAAGAGGAAAAAAAAUAGUUGUCUUUAGUUUCCUGAGAGCAAGUCUGGAGCAAUGGGGGAAAACCCCCCUGUCCGUCCUCACCCUGUCCGUCCUCAAAAGUUCUUGAGUGUCCUUUCAAUCAGACUAUAGCAUUUUGCUUUUGAUGUUGGCUAUACACAAGCAGCAUGGACUUCUGAUGCUCACAAACAGGUAUCUUUGUUGCAUUUUACUGAAAGUUUUGAUAGUCUUGCUCAACUGGUCAGAGUUAUCUAAUCUGAACUGAAAGCCUCCUCCCUCGCCAUCCAGUUUCCAUGCUGCUAACUGCUUAAAAAUGUCACCCUCAAGCUGCCACACGUUCAGAAUGUUUCCACUGCUGUUUAAUACAUGUGUAUCGGGUUUGUGUUGCAUGUGAAAACCCUCCAACCCAACUGACUAUCUGGUGUCUUAGGCAAAUCGUACAUUAAACAGAGAUCCAGAACUUCUCCAACAUUGUUCACUUUGUAUAAUAUGUAGCUCCUCUAAUACUUUCUGAUUAUCCUGUUACGAAGUGACUGGGAUUUAGUGACCCUUAACUGGUAUUUUGUAUAUGUCCGCAUAGUGGUAUUUUUAUGGUUUCUAGUAUUGAUGUAUAUUGUACAAAGUUUUUAUAAAACUUUAGAAGCUUGUCAAAAAGAUCAGAAGAGAAUUUUUGGAGUGACUAGUGUGACUUUUAGCAGGAACAUAUUUCACUCUUUAUUUCAAUGAGAAGUGCAGAGGAUGCUGAAUCCUAGGAAUAGCCUAGCAAGCAUCUGCUCUCCCCUGCGAGGCAGAUUGCUCCUGUACUGGAUAGCAUUGAAGUUUGUGCCGUCUCUCUGUUUAGUAACCCCUCAGUGCGAUUGGAUGUGAUGGGUAAAUCUGUUGUUUCAAUGGUAGCCAUUGCCUUUUUUUUUCUUUUCUUUUUUUUUUAACAAAGACUGGAUGUAGUGGGUGUUAUCACAAGUUUAGUGACUGACGAGGCAAAACCAAAGAUGUCUUAAACUAACUCCAGAUAUCAAAUGUUGACUUCAGAGGAGUGUUUGAAGGGGUUUUAUUCUCUUCACCGCCCUUGACUCGUAAGCAACUUUAAAAGGUAUUCAAGUUUGAAAGGGAAGUUGUUUGUUUUUUUUAAAUAAACAAACCCUUGGAACAUGUUCCAUUCCAGUGAUCAUAAGUGGUCACAUCUGCUCUGCAAAGGCCCUAUUUAUUUGUAUGGGUGGUUGGUUCUUCAGACUUGCUGGUUGCUUUAUUUUAUCUGUGUACGUUACUGAACACAGAUAAUGUACACAUUCAAGCCAUUUCCCUAAGCAAACACAGGGACAUACAAAGAGAUACUGCUGAGGGAGGAUGAUCUGUUUUGAGUAAAACUGGCAGGCUGGUAAGGGACACUACUGUUGGUGCUUAGAGUCUGAAAAUGUUUUCAAAUGCAGGUACCCAUAAGAGCACUGAAUCCAUACCCGGUUACAAACCAAGCUACAAUGGAGAUCAGAAACAUUGUGAAAACCCUGCUGGACAGGGUGUGUUUGUGAGGAAGAAUCGACCAGCUCCUCUGUCUGUUUAAAACUUUGGCUAGACUAUGACCUAUUUUCCCAGCCUAGACAGGGCCUGAGGGUUUAGCAUAGGUAGGGUAUGUCUAUGCUGCAAUUAAAAACUCACAGCUGGCUUAGCCUAAGGGGCUGUUUAAUUGUGCUGGAGCCCAGGCUCUAGGACCCUGUGGGGUAGGAGGUUCAUAGAGCUCAGGCUGUAGCCCAGACAUCGACACCACAAUUAAACAGCCCCUUAGCCUGAGCCCCACAAGUCCGAUCAGCUGGCAUGAGCCAGCCUUGGGUCUAAUUGCAGGGUAAACGUACUCUUUUUAGAGGGCAGGGUGAAGAUUCACUAGUACUACUAAAAUGGAACUGUGUUGUGACCAGGUUCAGUGGCAACCGCUGGUCCUCUGGCACUUGUAGUGUAGAUUGGGCCUUAAGUACCAAACCAUACAAGCUGAAAGCAUGUUCAGAACCAGGUGCUGAGCGUGGUUCUGGCUGACCUGGCAGAGUGGCGUGUAAUUCUUUGAACACUGUUUACUAUGCUCUGGAGCUCCAGAGAAGAUGAGGGCCUAUGUACCAAUCUGAAUGCUAUUUGCAGUGUUCAAAGAAAUUUCUUGUGCAGUCAGUCACUUGGGGUUUUAAGCCUACUGAAUCAAAGUACUGAUUUUUGUUUGCUCUUGUUGGGGGGCUACAGGGUUUAGAAGCUCCCGGAUUCUUGUUGGCUGGUGUCUCUCUUUCUCAAGGCAUCAUGAUUCUUGUGCCUUAUACAGUAAUUCAGUUGUUAACACUUGGACUGUUUCCUGUCUUGAGGCAGAAUUUUGGGGGCUUGCUGGAAAAAUCCUAAAUCUGCUUCUGCAGUAGCUAGGAUUACUUCAGAGGAGCUCAUUUCAGAAUAUACCUUUUGAAAAUAGAUCUGACUAAGCAGAAGCUGAUGAUGUAUAUCAUGGACAGGCCAUACAAAUGGGCCUCAGUCAUAAGCAAAGCUGCCAUUUACCAUCUAGCAUUAGUAUGUUUAUACCACUAAUGUGACUUUAUUUUUCUGUUUAAAAGAGAUGCGUCCUUUUCUUUUUUGGUGGUUUUUGUUUUUUGCAACUAUGCUUAUUAUAAUGGCCUUUUCUUUCCCUGAUUUAUUGACUGGCAUCUGGCAGCUGGGAAGUCAUGCUACACUAUGGCUUUGACUGGAAGGAUUCUUGGUGAUUGUCUUCUGUAACUUUUGUGUGUUAUAACUUCCGAUGUAUAAAAAGUAUGUGUGAUUUUUGUUUUUAGUGGGCCAUGUGUGGUUGGGGGGGGGGUGAGGAUUAGGUUGGUCAAGGUGCCCAAUAAAGGAUACUGUAUCAUUUGUUUACUCAAGCACAGACUAUCCUUCAUACCAUAUUGAAUGCACAUUCAGCAAUCUCCACUUGGCUGGGUCACAGAUGUAUGCUUGUCCUCCUUGUAGGGGAGAAUUUAGUCAUGGAAUCUCAUCUAGAGAUUUAUAUGGUUUGGAGCACUGUUUAGUACCACUAACUUGCUGAGAAAUGUGGGACCAAAGCAGCAUUUGCAGGUGGGCUGCUUGACUUCCGUAUUGCCAAUGGCAAGCUUAUGCAGAGUGGAUGUGCUCAUUUGCAGGUGGGCUGCUUGACUUCCGUACUGCCAAUUGCAAGCUUAUGCAGAGUGGAUGUGCUCAUUAGAACCACAUUACUGGCUCCCUGGAUUACUCCCAUUUUACAUCCACCUGCCUACAUUUCUCAUUUGAGAGGCCAACAGCUUUGUAGCUGUCUCCUGCAUUACUGCUGACCUGUGUGUUCAUGGAUGUAUGUGGAUUCUUCAGUGGAGUUCAACAUCACACUAGCAACAUUAGAGUUGAACUUACACUUUUCUGUUCAUUCUAAUUUCCUUGUUACAAGAUUGGGAUGAAUAUUUCCUUUAGGUGUAGAGAGGGUUGAGCUUGGUCUGUACAAGACAGCAACUUUGUAAUUAUGACUUUAAAAGUGGGAAUGGACAAACGCCAACCUUCCCAUUUGUUCUGCACUAAGAUUUUAUUUUAUUUUUUUUAAAGCAAAGCUGUGCUCCCUGCCUGUGCCUGGAUGUGGUGAGUGAAAAGAUUAAUCAUAUGUACAGAUUGGCCUUUUCAUUCAAAUUGGUGCAAUUCCAGUGAUGAUUCUUGGGUUCUGUAGAAGGGCAAACUACUACUGAAGGUCUGAAUGUUUUUUGGAGGAGUCCUGGUGGACUUAAUCCUUUAUGACUGAGUUCAGCUUUUAUCAGUGUAAACCUGGGAGUCGCUAAUCAGCUGGAGGGAUAAAAGGGCCAUGUUGUCAAAACUUUUUUGCUUUUUUCAACUAAAAAUUAACUGAUGGCAGAGGUGGGGUGGUUGAGGAAAUCAAAUGGCAUGAGUCAACCCGCACCUCUGUGGUCCUGGGUUCUAAUGCUGUUCAGGCCACCUGUGUACAAACGAAGUUUUGUGUGUCACUAUCUUUUUGUCUCCUCUACCAGACAAGCACACACUUCAACUCAAUUGGCAUUCUGUGGUGAGAGAUGAACAUCCAGACUAGAAUAGCCAUCAUGCUGGGAGGAUGAAUCUGCCUUAACAAUGAGCUGUGCAUGGUGGGGAGGUUAGCCUGCGCUAUAUCUGGCUGGAGUUACUGCUUUGGCGCUCUCACGUCCGUGAAAAAAUUUAGUUUUGAGGGUGAAUGGAAAUCCUCUUGCUGAGUAUAUAGUCAUGACUUUUCACUGGCCAGCUCGUUGCUUCCCAUAUUAUGAAUACUACAUUGAUAACUGGUCCCUGUAGCUGUCCAGUGCACCCCAGUGCUGUAAUCUUGUGGCUGGUUGUUUAUAACACAAAUCUAAAUGUGCUUUUCUUCCUUUCGGAAGUGGGGGGAGAUCUAACAGUGUAAUCAAAUACUCCUUCCUUGCUUUGCUAAGUAAUGUGUGUAUAAAAUGGAUAUCUUCAUCCCUGAGAUACUAGCAAAGAUUGGCCAUUUAGUUAUUUAAAUACACAUGCAUACUUGUUGGAGGAGGGCAGAGUAAACUACUUCACUCGCUAGCCACCUGCUUUGUUCUGCGAUGAUGGCUGUCUAGCUUGGAUUGCAGAAGAGUCCUGACAAAAAUGGAUAUUGAUUCUUCACUUAGAAGAAGAAGUUGCAGAAAAUACUGCCAUGCAAUCUGAAGGAAUGAUCCGUGGUGCUUAUCAGCACUGUCACCGUGCAUAGUACAGCUGGGCUGGACUUUCAAAUACAUGUGUUUCUUACGACUUAGUGCAAUGUGUAUAGUUAAAAAGGCUUUACUGGGUUUUUUAUUAAGACUAAUCUUAGUCUCCUUGGUCAGUUGCAUGUAACAGAUGAAUGUAUGGGAUUGGGCCUUAUCUUUCUAGCCAUCCCAAAUUGCUUUUACGUCCGUUACAGUCUGUCUGGAAUACAAAAUCCCAGGGUGAUUUUUUGGCAAUACACAGUGUAUCCCUUGGAGCCUGUAUUACUUACAGCCUGUCCUUCUGCUUGUGGACAAGAAAUACCUGCCGAGUUCCAACUCUGCCUCUUCCCCCUUACUCUCUUUGCAAACACUGUGUCUGUGGGGCAGGGGGCAAUGUGUUCUCCUGAGGAGUUGUGUGGCGAUAGAGGGGCUGCUGUAAUGGAGCGACUGUAAAUAUUCUGUUCUAGUUGAAUGUCACAGCUGUUGGAUUUUGCAUUUAUUUUUAAACUAUUUCAUGUUUGAUACUGUGUAUAAUAAAUUUGCAGAAAUUAGAGGA